Molecule: messenger RNA, 2794 nt
Organism: Vespa crabro (European hornet)
Lineage: Eukaryota; Metazoa; Arthropoda; Insecta; Hymenoptera; Vespidae
Gene: Fkbp39
Product: 46 kDa FK506-binding nuclear protein
Exons: 5
Coding region: 875-2143 (422 amino acids)
Cellular component (GO): nucleolus; chromatin
Molecular function (GO): macrolide binding; peptidyl-prolyl cis-trans isomerase activity
Source: RefSeq, a predicted model, not a curated record
UGUUCGUAACACGCGUAAAGCAUACAAUAAUUUUAACUUAAUAUUAAAUUCACAUUAAUUUUAAUCUCGGAAUUGUUGGCUGUAAUAUCGAUAAAAACGAACGACAGAUUGAUUUUGACGAUUAUCGAAACAGUUUUAUUUUGCUUUCCAAAGAGUAACCAUCGAAAUUCUUUCUUCCCAUCCAACUUCUCAGUUAAACUUAAAUAAAUCACAAUUUCGAUAAUUUUAGUAUUAUUUAAAUAAUUUAAAAUGUACGCGGAUUAUAAUUAAAUAAUAUUUAAACAAUAACACGUUCAUUUAAACAUUAUGUAGCUCGAAACACGCAUUAAAUAUAGUAAAAAUAUAAUUGAAUAUUUAAAUAGAAUUAAAUGUUAAACAUAGCCUUUAAGACGCGUUGGACUUAGAAUAAUUUUCUUUCAACAUGCGUCGAUAGUUUAAUGUCAACAAAAAUAAACAUUAGAAGAAUCAUGAGAGCGACAAGGUCAGUUUCCUUUCGUACUCCGAGGAGUAAACGUCGAAAUACACUCUUUCCGUAUCGUCAUUUAAUCACCUUAUAGAUAAAGGAACAAUCGCGCGCGUAACAAUGAAGUAAUCGAUUGUUUGUUCCGCUAAAAUAAAAAGUUCGCGAAGUAAAAGCAGUGUUUGUUCAUCCGCGUUUCGCAAUUUGAACAAGUAGUUUUGCAUCGACUGCGCGUAAUGCAGUCAUUAGAGUCAGUGUUUGUUUGUAAAUUAUUUUGCUUUUUUAACAGUCACACAGACUGUAUUUAUAAAAAAUAGUAGAGUUACGUGAAGUAAAUUCAGUGAUCGUCCGUUAAUAAAUAACUACCGCAAAUUAGAGACAGUACAUUAUUCAAGAGGAUCUCAACCAAAUUUGAUGUCGACCUAUCUCAUUUUCAACCAGCUACCUUAUUUUCAACCAUCCACCCCUAAUUUCGAUCCACCUAAAUCCUGGAUGAGUGUUUUGGAGCCAUCGCAGAACUUCUUAAGUAGUCUAAUAAUGGAACCGAAUAAACGGUAUACUCAAACCGUUGAAAAAUCAUUCCACGUGUCUAUGGCGACUUUAGAUGUUGCAAGCGCCGAUGACGAUGUAGUACAGGUGACUGUAUGUUAUGAUGGUACAAAUUAUUUACUUUGUAGUUUAAAGAAAGGCUCAGUAUGGCAAGUACCACUUGAUUUGCACUUUCAAGAGGGAACUAAAAUAGCUUUCACAUGUAAUGGCCACAGUCGUGUACAUUUAACUGGAUAUUUAAUACCAGAUGAUUUAAUUGAUGAAAUAGAAGAAGAAGAGGAUGAGGAAGAGGAAGAAAAAGUUCAACAGUUAAUUGAUAGACAAUCAAAGAGAAAAGCAAUAGAUUUUCCAAAAGGAAAUAAAAAAGUAAAAAGAGUAAAAAAUGAAGUUGAAUCGUCGGAAGAUGAUGAUUUGGAAUUAGAUGGAACAAAUAAUGAUGAAGAUUCUGAUGAGGAAGAGGAAGAAGAAGGGAAGGAAACUCUAUUGAUUGAAGAAAAUAUUAAUGAAGAAGAGGAUGAGGAGGAUGAAAGUGAUGAUGAUGAUGAUGACGAUGAUGAGGAUGAUGAUGCUGAUGAUGAUGAUGAUGAUAUUAUUGAAGAGGAAGAAGAGGAAAAGAUACAAAAAAAAUCUAGCAAACAACAGCAACAGCAGGGAAACAAAAGCAAGCAAAUACAACAAUUACAGCCUAAAAAGAAGCAAGAUAAACAGAAAUUGUUAAACGGAAAGGAUAUCAAACAAGACCAACAAAAGAAAAAUAAAGGAGAACAGCAACAGCAAAAUACUCAAAAUGAACAGAAGAAGAGGGUGGUUGAGGGAGGUGUACAAAUAAAAGAUAUAAAGACAGGCAAUGGUGCAUUUGCGAAAGCAGGAAAAUUUGUUUCUGUGUACUUUGUAGGACGAUUGCAAAAUGGCAAGAAAUUUGAUGCCACUACACAAGGAGAUGGUUUUAAAUUUAGGCUUGGAAAAGGUGAAGUUAUCAAAGGAUGGGAUGUAGGCAUUUCUGGCAUGAAAGUUGGUGGAAAGAGACAAAUUACAAUACCUCCAGCUAUGGCGUAUGGCGCUAAGGGUUAUCCACCUGCUAUUCCUGGCAACAGUACGCUUGUUUUUGAAGUUGAACUAAAAAAUGUCCAUUAACAUGUAAUUGUAAUCUAACAAAUAUUUGGAUACUUCAUAUAACUAUAAUUCUAAAAGAUUUUACUACUUAUUUAUCAACAUAUAAGGAUGUAUUAAAAAUGUAAUAUUUGUUAAAUAUUUAUUAAUAAGAAAAAAAUCUCCAUAGGUUAUAAUAUUUUUAAAAUGUUCAUACAAUAUUAAAUUUAUUUGUCUUAAAUGUAAUGUUUAUUCUCGUAACACGAUAAUAUUUGCAUUUUUGCAACGGAUUGUAGUUUCCAUAAUUUACAAGCCAUUAUAUUAUAAAAGUUUCAUUAAAUUGGAUAUUAUCAGACAUAUAAAAUUAGUAAUAUUUUGUGAUAUCCUUAUAUGUUAGUGGAUGAGUAUUAAACUAUAAUUAGGCAGAGUCAUGAAAUGCGUAAAAGAAUGCCUAAAAAAUAGAUUAAAACAGUUUUGAAUUGUUGGAACUAUUGAAACAAGGUGUUGAUGUUUUUAAUAAAAAAUUAUAUUAAUGCAAUGCAUUUAAUAUGAUGUAUACAGUCAACAUAUGUUUGAACAUUCAAGGUAUAAUGUAUACAAGUAUAACAUCUCUUAUAUCUCAGUAUAAACUUACAAGCUACUGUUGAGUAUUAAAAAAGUAACUGAUGUUUACAAAUAAAUUUUACAAAUAUUCUA